Molecule: messenger RNA, 1779 nt
Organism: Miscanthus lutarioriparius
Lineage: Eukaryota; Viridiplantae; Streptophyta; Magnoliopsida; Poales; Poaceae
Source: the annotation of a GenBank genome assembly
AUGCUCUUCGUCCCGCGCCAAGUCGCACUCGCCGCCUCCUCCUCACAGCCCCGCGCCGCCGCCGCCGCAUCCGCCAUGGCCAAGGAGGAGCCCAAGAAGGAGAAGAAGAGCAAGAGAAAGGCGGCAGCGGCAGCGGCUGCCAAUGGAGCCGCCGCCCCCGGCGCGAGGGCCGCGGUGGUCGCCUCCGUCGCCGCCUUCCUCGAGUCCGCCGGGCUCCCGCACACCCUCGCCGCCCUCCAGUCCGAGGCCGGCCUCGAGGCCGGAGCCUGGGGGUCGUCGCAGGUGAACUUGGAGGAGCUGGUUGCCAAAUUCCUGGAGUCGAGCAAUUCAACUCUGGCGGCUGACGUCCUGGGAAGCAAUGAGCAAGAUAAGGAAAAUGGUGAUAUAGCAGGAGAAGUUAGCAAGAAAAAGAAGAGAAGUGGCGCAGAAGCUGAUGAGCCCGAGAGCAAGGCGAGUGAGCCUUCAGCUGAGGAAAAGCUGAGUGAAAAUAUGGGCGAUGAGGCCAAGGAGAAGAAACAAAAGAAGAAGAAGAAGAAGGACAAGGCUGACCCUUCAGCUGCGAAUGCUGCUAGCGGUGAAGCAACUGAAACAGUGAAGAACGAUGACCAGAAGCUUGAUGUGGACGGUGAGGCCAAAGAGAAGAAACAGAAGAAGAAGGACAAGGGUGACCCUUCAGCUGCGGAUGCUGUUAGCGGUGAGGCAACUGAAACAGUGAAGAGCGAUGACCAGAAGCUUGAUGUGGACGGUGAGGCCAAAGAUAAGAAACAGAAGAAGAAGAAGAAGAAGGACAAGGGUGACACUUCAGCUGCAGAUGCUGGUAGCGGUGAAGCAACUGAAAUAGUGAAAAACGAUGAUCAGAAGCUUGAUGGCAAGAAGAAGAAAAACAAGAAGCAGGGGAAAGAUGAUGAUGUCGAAGCUAGGCUGGAAAAGGCAGAAUUAGCAAUAAUUAACAAGUUUGAGGCAGCAGAAAAGGUCAAUGGAGAUGGCAAUGAAUCAAGAGAGGAAGAACCAAAAAGUCAGAAUGAUGGUGCUGAUGACAGCAGUGGUGCUGUGGAAAAGAAAAGGAAGAAGAAAGAUAAAUCAGUUGUCGAGACUUCAGAGAAGACUGAUACAAGAAGUGCACCUACUGAGGCUGAUGGUACCAAGGGAAACAAUGGCGUUGUAGAAACAGCUAAGGAUGAUAAUGAGAAAAAGGCAAAAAAGAAGCGGAAGAAGUCUAACCCUGAAGAAAAUGUUGAGGUUGAAGGUAAAGAGGCUGCAGGGGAAGAUCCAGUCCCAAAACAAGAUGAUGUGAACAAGAGUGGAAUGGAUGUUGAUGAAGAUCAUCAAGGAAAGUCGUCAAAUGAAAAUGCAGUUGCUGGCAAAAAACGGAAACUAGAAGAAGUUGAAGGAAGCGUUGCCCCUGUGACUCCGAAAGAAGAUAGCACAUCUAACCAAAGUCUAAGCAAUGGCUUUGCUGAGGAUAAAACAAACGAAGAUAGCAACAUAAAACCAAGUAAAAGGCAGAAAAAAUCAUCUGAACCUAAGAGUGUGACUCCUUUUCAACGGAUUAAGGUGGAUAGUGUCACAUUUGCAGAUGAAAGGCUUCAGGAUAACUCAUACUGGGCUAAGGGCGGUGCAGACACUGGUUACGGCGCAAAGGCACAGGAGAUCCUUGGCCAAGUCAAGGGAAGGGGGUUUAGGCACGAGAAGACCAAGAAGAAGCGUGGAACCUACAGGGGCGGGCAAAUCGACCUGCAAACCCACUCGAUCAAGUUCGAGAAGUCAGAUGACGAGUGA